Molecule: messenger RNA, 3695 nt
Organism: Elgaria multicarinata webbii
Lineage: Eukaryota; Metazoa; Chordata; Lepidosauria; Squamata; Anguidae
Gene: GOLM2
Product: golgi membrane protein 2
Exons: 10
Coding region: 146-1531 (461 amino acids)
Source: RefSeq, a predicted model, not a curated record
GCUCGCGGCCAGGCCUGCCUCAGCGCCUCGCUGUGGCGGGGACGUGACCUGGCGGAACCCCUGCUCGGCCUCCAGGCCCUCCUCGGUCCCUGAGGCCGCGGGCGCAGUGAGAAGCUGAAGCAACGCCCCCUCCCGUGCAUCCCCCAUGGUGGGGUUUGGGGCCAACCGGAGGGGUGGCCGUCUCCCUUCAUUUCUCUUUGUGGCAUUGCUGCUAGUUAUUGCCAUUCUUGCCUUUAAUUACUGGAGCAGCUCAUCCCGUCAGACUGUCCUGCAGGAGGAGGUGGCUGAGUUGCAAGGCCAGGCCAAGCGCAGUGAUGUUGCCCGGGGACGCUUGGAGAAGAGGAACUCUGAGCUCUUGCUCCAAGUGGAAUCAGCCAAGAAGGACUUGAAGCAAAAAGAAGCAGACCACAGCCACUUAAACAGCCAGCUACAAGCAAAGGAUGGCCAGAUCAGGAAGUGUGAGGAGAGCAAGAUAAAACUUCAGAGCAACAUAUCAUACCAAAUGGCAGACAUACAUCGCUUAAAGGAACAACUUGCAGAGUUACGUCAAGAAUUCAUACGUCAAGAAGAUCAACUUCAUGAAUACAAGAAAAAUAAUACACAACUUCUUAAAAGGUUAGAGUAUGAAAGUUUUCAGUGUGGACAGCAGAUCAAGGAAUUGAGAAUGCAACAUGAAGAAGAUAUGAAGAAGUUAGAGGACCAGGUCAUACAAGACCGAAAGCAGACUGCAUAUAACAUCCCAUCCAGUAAAGACGUUGAGGAUGGUCUGAGCAAAGAUCCAGCAAUAUUGAGGACAACUCAGGAACUGGAUGAGAGGAAUGCAAUUAAGAAUGAAGCACCUUCAAUCAACAAUAUCUCAGAUGGCAAAGAGAAUAUUAAACCAGGAGAUGAUGCAGGCAUGCCUGGGAUAGAAGAAAAUGACCCUGCUAAAGCCGAAGAUACACUUACUGCUUUGAAGAAGCCACUUGAUUCAGCUUUACAAAAUCAGUAUCAACUCAAUGGAAAUCUUCCUACAGAAAAGCCCCAGGCUCCAAACCUCGCUCAAGGUAUAAAUAUUAACCAUGAUGGAAAUGCUGAUGUGAUGAAUCAGAUACCAUCAAACCCUCUUCAACCCUUAAUUCCUGUUCAUGUCUUCGAUAAUCAGAAAAAUGGAAAGGAAGUUGUAAAACAAGCUUCAAAGGACAGAGCCAGCGACUUCCAGAGAUUGAAGCAAAACCGGUUUUUUGAUGAGAAUGAAUCCCCUGUUGAUCCGCAGCAUGGCUCUAAACUGGCGGAUUAUAAUGGGGAUGAUGGGAACGUGGGUGAGUAUGAGGCAGACAAACAGGCUGAGCUGGCCUACAAUGAGGAAGAGGAUGGUGAUGGUGGUGAAGAAGACGUCCAAGGUGAGCUUGGGCCUUGUCUCCAUCCCUUUCACACAAUUCCCUCACUUGAGAACUGCAUGAAACUUGUUUGGAAAGGUCUUGCUGUGAAUGGGCAGCUGAAUUUUGACUGUACCUAUUUUUGUAGCAUCUUAGCUUCUGGAAUAGUUUAAGAACUUGAAGUAAACUCACUGAAAAUGUCUUUGACUUCCCAUUAAUCUUGAAUUCAUAACAGAGGAGGGGAAGGGUACUAUGAUGAAGUUGGCUCUUGCAUAGCUGUAGUACUUUCCCUUUUUUUUUUGCUGCUGAGGACUAACAUGGUGGCUUCUUUGGAAUUCAUAAUAGAUGUUACACACCCCUGUGUGAUUAUGACCUAUAAAGCCUUAUAUGGCUGGGAUCCAGGUUAUCUGAAACACCAUAUUCUCCCUUAUGAGCCUGCCCAUGCUUUGAGAUCUUCUGGGGAAGCCCUUCUUUCAGUCCCACCAUCUUCAAAGGUGCGCUUGGUGGGAGCAUGGGAGAGGGCCUUCUCGGUGGCUGCUCCAAUGCUUUGGAACUCUCGUCCCGGGGAAGCUAGGCUGGCUCCCUCCUUGAUGGGCUUUUGGAAGCAGGCAAAAACUUGUUUGUUCCAGCAGGCCUUUGGAGAAUAAUCUGGUCCUCCAUCUAUGUUAAGGACUUGUAAAAUUGUUUAUGUUUUAAUAUUGUAAUUUUUAAAAUUAUUUUUAUUUUUGUACAUUUCUUUUCCUAAGUUUAAAAUGUAUAUGUUUUAAAUUUUGUAGGGCUGCCUUGAGGCCCAAUAUUGGGCAAAAGGCAGGAUACUACUACUACUACUACUACUACUACUACUACAUUAUGGAUGGAUGUGGUUUUGGUAGUGAAACAUAUAACUACUGGUUGAGUAGAGAUUAACUGCAGGCCUUUCUCUUACACAACAGUCUAGAGUGCUUUACACUUUGUAAUUCCUAUUUUUUUAUGCUUUACUAAUAUGCAGUAGACCUACCUUGUACAGGCGUGUUGCUUCCAACAACCACAUUGACCACGUGCAUGCUUCCAUCUUCCACUUUGCAUGCAUGUUAGUGCAUCAGCUUUCCUUACUUGUCUUCUGGGUGUGUUGUGUUGUUUCCAGAUCCAAAACUGCAACUUUAAACUUUUGCAACAAAAUAAUUUUGCAGAGAAAAACUACACAUCAGCGAAAAAUAACUUCUCCAGUACUGUCUUUUCAAAUACUCUCAGAACCAAAACUAAUAUCCAGUUUUCCUUUUCUCUUUAUCCCAUCUUUUCUGGAGCAAAUCAAUAUUCUUGUGUGACUCCCAUUCAUUUCAAGAGUGUGGAUUCUUUUCCUAACUCCCAUUUAUAAGCAAACAAUUUCUAGAAAUACGUUGUGAAAUUGCUGUGAAAUAGACAUUUGUAUUGCAUCUUCCCAGGGUAACAUUUCAUUAUUUUUCAAAGCCUCAUUCUUGACUUUGGUGUUCUGGUCUUCUGAGUAAUUUGAAAUUCUGUUAAGUUUCUGAUCUGGAAGCAAGAAUGUUGCAUAUCAGAGGAAUUUGCUGAUAGUUUUGGAAUUGAGGGCUGCCAGCAACUUUCAGGUUACAGGGAAACACAUUUUUUUUCCUUUUAAGGCAGAUGGUAGGUGCAACACACACCCAGUGACAGAACAAUGUUCUAUUAUGCUAAAUCACAUUCUCCAAUUCACAGAAGAGUAAAACCUAAUUGUAUUUUCACUGCCGCUCUUCAACAUAAAAUCUGGUAGUCUCUAAAUAUAUUCCUAUCAGAAUCUCCUAAUGUGUUAUGACUUUUGGGUGAUACUGAAGUUUAAAUUAAACUUGAGUGCUGCUCUUCAAAACAGUGGGUACUUUGUGUGUAACUGAUGACCAUGCAGACCAUUUUAUACAUGUUGUGCCUGCAAACAGCAUUCCUCCACUGAUAUGGAGCCCAGUAAUGCAGAAUCAGUAUAUCUAAAGAACUGUUGCUCAUUCUCACAAGGCCAAAGGGAGAAUAAAACCUUAUGUUGGUUCAGAAGGUCUUCUAAAUUUACAAUGGAACAUUCUGAACUUGUAUUCUGUAUAAAAUCAUAUAUAGAUGAGAAGGGAAACAUUAUUAAACACUAAAGGAGGAGCAUUGUUUCUAAGAAAAAAGCUUGCUGAGAUUCAGACCUCUGAAACAAGGGUGUUGAGUAAAAAAAAAUUCUCACAGCAAAAAUUCUGAAUAUGUAUUCUUCAUUACCGCCCACCCACCCCAUAUUCUCAAUUUUUAUGAAAGGACACUGAAUAGAGUGCUCUUAAUGCAUGGUGGUGUGGGUUUCUGGGAUACUCACUUACGAAACCUUCAUUUUGGCAUGUC